AAAUCCCCUCAUCAUAAAAUAAUUUGGAGAUUGAGUGUGGGUCUCACACUGGCUGAAGCUGUAUGUCUUGGUGUACAACAGACGUCUGUGUGGACACUUAAACCUUUACAACUUAUGGAAAAAUAGUAGACUACUUUAUGUGCGGCGGUUGUAUUUUUAUUUAUUUAUUUAUUUAUUUUUAACGGAAGAGCGGAUUUUGCAGUAUGGAUGAGAUGAAGAGGGAGAACGAGGCGCUGAGGGCGAAGUUACGCAGCUGCUCUACACUCAACACAUUUUAUCACGAAACACAACAAGAAAUUACUAAUUUAAAUCAACUGGUUUCCACCAAAGACGGAAUUAUUGCUGAUUUGAGGGCAAGACUGGGAAAAUAUGAGAAAACUGUGGUUAUAGAAGGAGAAGAACCGUAUAUUGUUGGACCGUCACAAUCUCUUAUUGAGAGUUUGUGUAAGGAAAUUUGCAAAUUAAAACAAAACCUCAAGGAUUCAGAGGCGGACGCCGCCCAAAGACAGGAAACCAGUAAAACAGAGAUCCAGAGAUUACAAGAAAAGCUGAAGGAGAAGUAUCAAGAGCUAGAGAUGAUAAGGCAGAGGCCCGAGCAGGAGAAGGAGAGGGAGAUCCAGCGUCUGCGCUCCUCCCUGGCCGAAAGGGACCGGGCACAGGCCACCAGGGCCGUCCUCUGCAACUCUCUUGCUGAAGAAGCCGAACAGUUGAGGGCGCAGCUGGGGGCCACAGUGCAGGUGUGCCAGAAGCUUUUGGGGAGGUUGGAGAAAGAGAAAAGCAAGGCCGCCAUGACGGAUCAGAGAGCUCAGGUUCAUGAGACAACAGAUUCCUCAGAGGUUUCCCAUCUAAAUGUCAUUAUCAGCAAGUUACAAGAGGAGAAUGACCAGCUUAAUAAGAGAGUUGCAUAUGUGGAAAGUUUAAACUCAAAGUGGCAGAAGUAUGACUCCAGUAGAGAGGAGUACGUGAGGGGUUUGUGUCAGAAGUUGAAAGAAUCAAACGGCCUGGCAUCUGCUGGUCCCACCAUGACCCAAACUCCAACAGCGGGCAGUGCGGCUCUGAUCCAGCAGGAGAUAGCACGACUAAACGGCCUCUUGGAGGAGAAGAUGAUUGAAUCUGAGAGACUCAGCAGAGAGAGGGACGACAAUUCAAGACGAGACCAGGAGCGUAUUCAGAUGCUUGAGCAACAGGUGUUGGCCUAUAUUGAGGACUUCAAAUCGGAGAGAGCAGACAGAGAGAGGGCGCAAGGAAAAAUUCUGGACCUUCAAAACGAAGUUGGGCGACUCCAGCAGCAAAUACGCACACAGAGCAUCCAUGAAGCCUCAUCCUCACGACGACUCCACAUGGGCCUGAAAAAAGCUUCCCACCGACAGACGAACACUGCCGAACCACUAAGGAACAGUCCCCCAGAAACAAGCUCAAAGAGAACUAUCAGUAACUCUGCACAGCAGGGAGACGCUGAACUGCAGUGCCCCCGUUGUCUUACCACGUACGAUGACGAGCACGCAGCCGAAUAUCUAAACCACUGGGACGAGUGUGCCAAGCUGUGAGUCUCUCACACCUCACUGACUUUUCACAGGACACAACAAGCACUGAGGACUGAAUCACUACAAGCUCACUGACUAUGGAGUGUGUGACAGAAAGGGUGUUUAUGAAGACAAAGGCACGUUGAAACAUGAUGGAGUCUGAGGAAAAGCUUUGUUUCUUUUUCAUUGGAUUUGUGGUUUCUUUUAGGCCUGGCUUUGCAGUUGUCGACUUGGUUGAUGUUAAGGUCGGUUGGGGCACAGGGCUCAAGAUAAUGACUUGGGGUCAGUCAUUCUUAGUUCAAGGGCGUACUCACAUGGCUGUCACUGAAUGCAAAUGGUUUGGUUGUGAAUAGUGAAAAAUGCUAAAGUAUUCAAUCUCAGACCACUCACAUCACAAUGGCAAGCAUGUGUGGUUAAUAGGUUGGUGAGUUUUGCCAUUUGUUUGGUGUCAUGGUUUCAAGCAUGGCACAAUUUGUCUAAGAGUUUUGUUUGUGUUAAAUCAGAUUUUUUGCAUAAUACUGUAUGGCAGAUCUGUGCAAGGGUGUAGAUUUGGCUUGAACAUGGGGGUCUAGUUCCCCCCCCCAUCCCCCAUGGAAUCUACGCCCUUGGAUAUGUGUAAAAUCCAAAUGGAUCCUAAAAUUGGUAUCAUAUACCUCAUUGAUAUGUAUUCUGUUUAUCAACUGGUUUGCACUUUUUGCUGUAUUAAUUAUUGCCAAAUACAGAUGAUAAAAGCACAUACAGUACCUAUUAUAUUUAAUACAUAAGCUUUUUUAUUAAUAUACUUUAAAUUAUCAUUCAUACAGUUUAUUGUCAUGGUGCUAAUUGUAAAGUGUAAUGUAAUGUUUCUUACUAUUUUUUUUUUCUGUUAUUUGUAGGUAGGCUAUAUUGUUAUUAUUUGACUUGGGCUUAAAUUGAAAUCAAAUAAUUGAAAUUUUACCAGGAAAUACAAAGCAGCACAGCAUGUAAUAUUAAUAAUCAGUUGAUAUCUGAUCUCUUAAGAUUUAUGACAAUUUCAUUUCAUGAUUAUAAACAUGUUAUUAUAAAUGAUACAUGGUUCAACAUGUCAUUACUUUCUUAGACUUCAAGGCACCCUUUGACUGUAAGGCAGCUGAAAACAUUCUAGUUUUAAGUAAUAGAGGAAGUUCCCUACAUCCUGGUAAACUGAGAUGUGAAAUCUUCGCUGUCUGACAAAAUGCCGUCAAUUGCAUUGCAUUUGAACAGUUUUAAAGGGUUUAAAGCCACUGAAAAUGACAAAAUCAAACCAAGACAUUGAAAUGUGAUAAGUACAACAGGGUUUAUUUUUGUAAUAAAAUCAUUUUGUAUAUGUACAAGUGCACACACCAGGCGUAUUUAUUUGUAGGAGAUGAGGAAACCAGACACUGAAAUAGCUGUGAUAAUGCUGGUAAGAUCAUGAGGCAUAGUGUGUCAUAAAGCAUUCAAACUCAAGUCCCAUGGGAUUUGAAAGAGUGUGCAAGUGGUGGAAAGCCCCUUCCCAAACAGAACUGAAUGGACAGGCUUUAUAACUGCAGCAAAUUCUCAGCUGUCCUGAGGCCUGGAAGUGAAUAGCACACAGAGAAGCAGGCGACUGUAUAGUAGAGGGAUAUUUCAGUGCUGACUAUUUAAAGGGGAGGAGGCUAUGGGACAAAACAAGGCUGUGUCUCUGUGUGUAACUGAAACAAGUAUGUGCAAAUGUAUGAACUUCUGUGUGCUAUUAAAGUUAAUACCUUUUAACAAUUA
Messenger RNA from Myxocyprinus asiaticus (Chinese sucker), 3260 nucleotides. Its product is annotated as TNFAIP3-interacting protein 2-like. The transcript has 6 exons. Gene Ontology annotation, molecular function: K63-linked polyubiquitin modification-dependent protein binding. Lineage: Eukaryota; Metazoa; Chordata; Actinopteri; Cypriniformes; Catostomidae. Gene Ontology annotation, biological process: cellular response to lipopolysaccharide; regulation of transcription by RNA polymerase II. The coding region runs from base 204 to 1547 and encodes 447 amino acids. The record is from RefSeq and is a predicted model, not a curated record.